Messenger RNA from Ylistrum balloti, 1350 nucleotides. RefSeq names its product potassium voltage-gated channel protein Shaw-like. Bases 1 to 1350 code for a protein of 449 amino acids. NCBI's taxonomy places the organism in Eukaryota, Metazoa, Mollusca, Bivalvia, Pectinida, Pectinidae. Gene Ontology annotation, molecular function: protein binding; voltage-gated potassium channel activity. Gene Ontology annotation, biological process: potassium ion transmembrane transport; protein homooligomerization. The record is from RefSeq and is a predicted model, not a curated record. Gene Ontology annotation, cellular component: voltage-gated potassium channel complex; membrane. The transcript has 2 exons.
AUGGAGAGGGUGAUUUUAAAUGUGGGCGGCACCGUUUUUGAGACCACUUAUGCCACAUUGCAUUCAAAACCAGAAACACGCCUAGGAAAGUUGUCGGAAAGCUCAGAGGAGUACUGUCAGGAUACAAAACAGUUUUUCUUUGACAGAAAUCCAGAUUUCUUCAAUUCACUUUUAGACUUUUACAGAACAGGAGAGCUACAUUUGCCAAGUUGCUACUGUGGUGCAAGCUUUCGACACGAGUUGUCGUUCUGGGAGAUACAUGAAGAGGAUCUAUCCGAAUGUUGUCUACAAGUCUACUAUAAGUAUGACAAUGACAGGGACACGCUGAACACACUAGAAACCUCACUAGCUACCCAGGACUACGAUUAUACGGACGAUCAGCGCGCAGCCAGUAGUUUUGUGUGUUUCAAACGAGCAAUAUGGUUACUUCUGGACCAGCCCAAGUCUUCCUUUUUAGCCAAGAUGUUCAACGUCCUAUAUUUCUUCGUGGUGAUAGUUUCCAUUUUGAUAUUUGUGUUUGGAUCAGUGCCAACUUUCCGUGUCGAUAUAGACCUCAGUGUAUUUGACAACGAGACCUUAUGGUAUAUAAUGUCUGAGAUCGACUGGAACAACCCGAAGGACGUGAUGACGUCGUUAACAGUAAUUUAUCCAGCACUUCUUUACAUAGAACGAGCGUGUAUGUUCUUUUUCACAAUCGAACUUGUCCUUCACUUCCUCUCCUCUCCAAACAAAAAUCGUUUUUUCGGAAGCUGGAUGAACGUAUUGGACACUGUUAUCGUUGUUGUAAUGUUGACUGUAUUUGGCCUGGAGAUGAAUUUAAAAGCUGUUCUUGCUAGUACGGCAGGUGUUAUAAUAUAUCUUAUCCUAAAAUCGUUUAUCAUAUGCAGACUCUUUCGGUUAUUUAGACUUGUGAGACAAUUCAGUGCUUUAAGAAUCCUUUUCAUCACUCUGCGGUCCAGCCUUAAGGAACUAGUGCUAUUAGUUGCAGUGUUCUUUAUGUUGGUAACAGUAUUUGCUGGAUUUGUGUAUUAUGCCGAAUUUGCAGAAGCGACUACUUUCCAGGAUAUGUUAGUGGCAAUCUGGUGGGCGAUUAUCACCAUGACAACUGUAGGUUAUGGAGACCAUUACCCCAAGACUAUUCUCGGGCGUGCUGUAGGUGUUUGCUGUGCGAUGUGUGGCAUUCUACUCUUGUCAAUGCCGAUAGCUGUCGUUGCAUCGAACUUCAGCGACUUACACUCCCGGAAUAAGGACAGAGAGCGAAUUCUCCUCAAAAAGCAGAAAAGGGCCUUGUCGAAAGCGUCGGUAUCACCUGUUACAAAGAAGGAUGAUUCAGAAACGGUUUUAGAGUAG